AUGACAAGUAUCAAAUUUGACAAUUCUAACAAACUUUGUAGCUUAACGAGACAAAAUCUUGAAAGACACAUUCAAACAUUUGCUGAUACUUUGGAAAUUAAGCAACAGGACACUUUGGCAUUUGCAACGAUCCAACAAUCACGCAUAGGAACAGAUUAUUAUUCACAUUUUGAGCCUAAUUUUGAAGAAGAAACUACAACUUUCAAAUCUGUUUUGAAAAAGCACAAGAACAUGAGGAACGAUAAAAAACCUGGGCAGCAGAAGACACCAACACCGCUAGAAACUGAUCUUGUUUCUGAAGACGAGGAAUUUAUAAGUACCCGACUUAGAAGAGGAAUUCCAGUCGAGAGAGUCGGUAGUAAUCAAAAUACUUCGUUGAAAAAAAGAAGUGCUCACUUGGAACAUAAUCACAAAUUAUCAGAUGAUGAAGACGAUAAUUCUAACACAAAUGAUUCUUACUUGGAGCCGCGAUCCCACCAACGACAUAAAUCAAAAAGAACACAGUCAUCAUCAAAUAAACAAGUUAGCAGAAACUCAAUCCCGUCAACAACUAAGAAAAAUGCUUCUGCGAACAAGUCAAAAUUUGAUUACAAGAAAAAAGGACGAGAGAGGGUGACAUCUAAGAAGAGAGGAAAAAUUAAUAAUACCAAGAGUCUAAUGGCAAGCUCUCGAGUAGUCCAGAAUUUUAUCUCAAAUAAGAUUGGAAGUGAACGAAUUACAUUGAAAUCAAAAGAUAAAAGCAGUCACCAUGGAAUUUUUAAUAAAGGCAAGGCUUCGAAGAAAGUUGUGACUAAAGGAGUGCCAGAUUUGGUUUUUUCAGAGGUUCAUUUUCUGGAUGACGACUCGAGAAAAAGAACAUGUCUGUCAAGUGAAGAUGAGAGUUAUUCUCUACAGUAUCCUCAUCCUGUGCAAAAGAAGAGGACCAAGGUUACGACAACGGUAUCAGAAGAAUCUCUUGAAAAAUCAAGCUUAGCAUCAAGUAAAAGUAAUAGCAUUUUCGAGGAUUAUAUGAUUAUAGAUGUGGAGCCGCCCAAAAGAUCUAAGGUCACGAAGACGAAAGCAACCUCUGCAAAAUUAUUUUUUGAAAAUCAUGAGAAAAAUAAUUCGAACAUGCGAAAGAUGCCCGAAAAACAUCCCCCAAAGAAAUCCUCAGUUGCUAAAGUAAACGCUACCCCGUCGGAUGUUUUUCUUGAGAAAGAUAUAUUGAACGAUGAACUGAACGAGAUUGACACUAUUUCAGGAGAGUCUUCAAUGCCUCAACAAUCUAUGUCUCAGAAAAAAGAUGAACUUGAAACCAGUCAAACUGACAUCGAAAAAAUUCUAGAGCCAAUAGAUGCAUCCGAAGACAAAAAAGAACUUCAAACAGGCCAAGAAAUUGAGCAAAUUGCAAAAGAGCCACCAGAUAAUGAAGAACAAGAUAUUACUCCAAAAGACAGCUUGAAUACUGAAAAUGAUUCACAAUCUCUCAUAAUUAGAAUGAUCAACGACUUGGACUACCGAGUCACUGAUAAUAGCAAUUCAAAUAGCAAUAAUAAUUGCAAUGAUUUUAAUCCUGAUGUUCAUGUGGCUCUUACCGAAAGAAAUUUGACUCAAGAUUAUGACUUUGAUGAAAUCAUUGGAGAUUGCGAUGUUACUGACAACAUAACAAGAAACAUUAUCAAUCUACCAAAUGAAGGUCUACUUGAGAUAGAAAAUGCCAUUCAAAUGAUCGAUAACUUGAAUGAAGAUGAAAAAGACGAGAAUGAAAUUUAUUUCUUUGAUAGUAAUAAUAAACAUGAAUGGCUUUCGGAACAACCGAUUGGAGGUGAAGAAAACUCGGUCUCAAGAUCUCUUUAUGAUGAUUAUUCAGACAAUUUGCAAGUUCUUUUUAGUUUUAGCUCUUGA
Ambispora gerdemannii is the source of this 1884-nucleotide messenger RNA. Lineage: Eukaryota; Fungi; Glomeromycota; Glomeromycetes; Archaeosporales; Ambisporaceae. The record is from the annotation of a GenBank genome assembly.